AAUUAUUAAAAAUUUAAUAAUAAUUCUUAGUUAGUUAAAUUGAUUUGUUGUAUAUGAAUUUUUUUUAUUCUUGUUAGGACAAAUGGAAACUUCCUGAUCGAGAUGCUACGAAGAAAUGGUUCAAUGCUACGGCCAAUGCUCGUUGGAAAGAUCAUAGAACUAAAGUGUUGAAAAUUUUUUAUGAUAGACAACCAGAUCUUGCCACUGCUAAGGCAAAUCGUCCGAAGGGAUUGAUUAGUUCAUCUACAUGGGAGGAAUUGUGUGAUCAAUUUUUUUCUAUAUCUGAUUCCAGUGGUGAUGGCAAGGUAAAUUAUAUUUCUUUUGAUUUUUUUUUCCUAAUUUGUCAUGUUCAAAUAAAUUUAAUCGAAGUUUAUUAACAUGUGUAUAUUCACAGUCCAAGUCUGAUAAAUGCCGAGAAUCCCGAAUGAAAAUCCCUACCGACCACCAUUGGGGUCGAACUAGUAUUAGUGGGUGGUCUCAUGAACAUCUUCAAAAAUUUGGUAAAGCUCCUACCGUGGUUGAUAAAUAUAAAAAAGGCUAUAUGCGUAUUGACCCAUUGAUGCCAUUCGUGGAAUCCGGGUCAUCCACGGAGGAGGGUGAGAGGGCAGAACCAUAUACUGGGAUUGGAACUCCUGAACAACGUGCUAUUGCGGAAGACUUGGAAAGAGUAUACGAAGAGUGUGUUAAUGAUGGAAAAGAUCAAAGUACGGUCGACUCAAUAGCUUGUGAAAGAGUGUUGGGUAAGACAAAAGUACUUGGGAUUCAAAGCUCAACCACUAAGAAAGUUGCAAGAUCAAGAUUUUCUUCUGUUAGAAAUGAAGAGUUGGAGACUAAAGUCGAGCUCUUAGAAGGAGAAUUGCAAGAAUCGCGAGAUGAGGUGAGCUCACUUAAAGAAUCUUUGAACUCAUUACUUAAUACUUUAAGACAAAAAGGAAUUGUCAAUCAGCCCGUCUCCAAAACUCCAAAUUCGGGUACUUCAAAUGACUACGAAGAACGACUCAAUUCGGAUUAAUUUCAUUUUGUAAUGCUACAAUAUUUUUCUAAGUUUUUAUGUAAUUCUAGAUUCGUAUAUGUACUGUUGACUUGGUAUUUAAUUUUAUGUAGACUUCGACUUUAAUUUUGCUAUGUAAUUUAAUUUAGUAGUUUAAUUGUUUUAGUGAAAUUAAUAAUUA
This is a messenger RNA of Erythranthe guttata (spotted monkey flower), 1172 nucleotides long. Lineage: Eukaryota; Viridiplantae; Streptophyta; Magnoliopsida; Lamiales; Phrymaceae. The record is from RefSeq and is a predicted model, not a curated record.